AUGUCGUUCACUACGAUCGUAUACUACCUUGCCGCUUCUCUCUCGAUCAUCGUGCUCAUGAGAUGGCGCCUAAUGGUCUUCGCACAAAAGCACCAGUUCUGGACACUCUGGUUCCGCCUGUCUUUGCAUGAGCCAUAUCUUCUGAGCUCGUGGAGUGUCGCAUCAUUACUAGCGACUACAGAGGCUGCUUACGGCUUUGCACAGCGUCCGGUACUUCAAGAAAGCUAUAACCGUCCGCUUGUCUUCUUGUCGAUGGGAGUCAUGUACGUCUUUGUCUUGGACUUCAUGUAUAGGUCCUUUCGAAAUCGUCGCUAUUUACAUCUCCGCUGGAAAGCUUGGACUGGCCAAAGCCGAACGGGGAUCUCACCGGGUAUGGCUCAGUACAUUGGAACGCCAGAAGACUGGAAGAUUAUGGCCCAGAACGGCUUGAGCUUCGUUUCUCGCCCUGUCGACCGUUUUUCCUGGGGCUAUUCCGCUCUAAUUACACAAGAUCCGACCGACCUUCUCAAGGCUAGAGCCGAGGCGAUUCCUACGGGUCAAACGACUCGUCCUAUACAACAAAGUGGUGUUUACCAACUGACUGCAAACGGGGCCUCUGUAUCGCUGGGUGAGAAGCUCGGAUUCCAAAGGCGAUGUAGCAGGGGUAUAAUGUCUGUUCCCGUACAUCUAUUCAAGACGUCACCCAUGCUUAGGUGUGGCCUACCUGGAGCGCCGAUUUGCCUUGCCUUUGGGAUCCUGUCUAGGAACAAAGGCCUAGAGCCACGAACACUUAUCUGCAAUCUGAAGCAGAAAAGCUCAUUUCGCCAAUGGGAAGAAGCCGGAAUCUGGCGCUCCAACCUAUCUUCCAAGCGAACCUCUUGGGUCCUCGAUUGGUCCGAGAUCAACAGACCUUUCAGUUUUUCAUCUCAAUGA
Molecule: messenger RNA, 912 nt
Organism: Fusarium tjaetaba
Lineage: Eukaryota; Fungi; Ascomycota; Sordariomycetes; Hypocreales; Nectriaceae
Exons: 1
Coding region: 1-912 (303 amino acids)
Source: RefSeq, a predicted model, not a curated record